This is a messenger RNA of Hippopotamus amphibius kiboko, 3324 nucleotides long. It is a transcript of the gene GNA12, whose product is annotated as G protein subunit alpha 12. The transcript has 4 exons. Gene Ontology annotation, molecular function: guanyl nucleotide binding; GTPase activity; G-protein beta/gamma-subunit complex binding. NCBI's taxonomy places the organism in Eukaryota, Metazoa, Chordata, Mammalia, Artiodactyla, Hippopotamidae. The coding region runs from base 96 to 1250 and encodes 384 amino acids. Gene Ontology annotation, cellular component: brush border membrane; heterotrimeric G-protein complex. Gene Ontology annotation, biological process: Rho protein signal transduction; adenylate cyclase-modulating G protein-coupled receptor signaling pathway. The record is from RefSeq and is a predicted model, not a curated record.
CGGGCCUCGGGGCGGCGGCGGCGGCGGACGCGGCCUGAGGGAGCGGCCGGCUGCCGCCUCGCCCGCCCGCCGCGGGGUCCAUGGCCUGAGCGGCCAUGUCCGGCGUGGUGCGGACCCUCAGCCGCUGCCUGCUGCCGGCCGAGGCCGGCGGGGCCCGCGAGCGCAGGGCGGGCGGCGGCAGCGGCGGGGCCCGGGACGCGGAGCGCGAGGCGCGGCGGCGCAGCCGGGACAUCGACGCGGGGCUGGCCCGCGAGCGGCGCGCCGUGCGGCGCCUCGUCAAGAUCCUGCUGCUGGGCGCGGGCGAGAGCGGCAAGUCCACCUUCCUCAAGCAGAUGCGCAUCAUCCACGGCCGCGAGUUCGACCAGAAGGCGCUGCUCGAGUUCCGCGACACCAUCUUCGACAACAUCCUCAAGGGCUCAAGGGUUCUGGUUGAUGCGCGAGACAAGCUUGGUAUUCCUUGGCAGUAUUCUGAGAAUGAGAAGCACGGGAUGUUCCUCAUGGCCUUUGAGAACAAAGCAGGGCUGCCCGUGGAGCCCGCCACCUUCCAGCUGUACGUCCCUGCCCUGAGCGCGCUCUGGAGGGACUCUGGCAUCAGGGAAGCUUUCAGCCGGAGGAGCGAGUUCCAGCUGGGUGAAUCAGUGAAGUACUUCCUGGAUAACUUGGACCGGAUUGGCCAGCUGAAUUACUUUCCCAGCAAGCAGGACAUCCUGCUGGCCAGGAAGGCCACCAAGGGCAUCGUGGAACACGACUUCGUUAUCAAAAAAAUCCCUUUCAAGAUGGUGGAUGUGGGUGGCCAGCGGUCUCAGCGCCAGAAGUGGUUCCAGUGCUUCGACGGGAUCACGUCCAUCCUGUUCAUGGUGUCGUCCAGCGAGUACGACCAGGUGCUCAUGGAGGACCGGCGCACCAACCGCCUGCUGGAGUCCAUGAACAUCUUCGAGACCAUCGUCAACAACAAGCUCUUCUUCAAUGUCUCCAUCAUCCUGUUCCUCAACAAGAUGGACCUCCUGGUGGAGAAGGUGAAGACCGUCAGCAUCAAGAAGCACUUCCCAGACUUCAAGGGCGACCCCCACAGGCUGGAGGACGUCCAGCGCUACUUGGUCCAGUGUUUCGACCGGAAGAGGCGGAAUCGCAGUAAGCCGCUCUUCCACCACUUCACCACCGCCAUAGACACCGAGAACAUCCGCUUCGUGUUUCAUGCUGUGAAGGACACCAUCCUGCAAGAGAAUCUGAAAGAUAUUAUGCUGCAGUGAAAGAGGACGCCCCUCACUCGCGCGGUCCUCAGCCGCCUCCCGGCCACAGGCCAGAUCUCCCCAGUGUCCCGGAGCCGGCGUCCCGACUCCGUGCCCUCCACACCUGGCUCAGGGACGCUGCGAGGCCCGCCGCGCUCUAGGCCGGACGACGUGACACUUUGAUGUUAGCUACUGAAUCCUGGGGACUAGUGAAACUACUGAAAAUCCAAGCGAUCACUUUGGUAUUAACGUGUAAUGCCUAAUAACACAGCUUCCUUUCUUUUUACAGAAACUUCCUUUUCUGACACAAUGUAAUCGAGGACUGUGUGUGUGCGCGCACGCUCUGUCUUUAAUGACAAAAACCCCAAAAGCGACGUCUUUGCGGAAGGCUUUUUGUCACCCGGUGGGGGUUCGUAGGAGGUGAAAGGAGGUGAAGUGCGGGCUGUCCUCACCACCUCUCCAAGGGAGCGUGUUGCCUUUUAAGUCUCUUGUGCCAAUUUCCCAAGAGGCCCUGGUCCCGGCUGUUAGAUCAGAGGGUGGAAGUGAGAGCUCGCGGGGUAGUCUUGCCUUAACACCCCCACAACCUGUGCUUCCUUCCUGGGGUGGAAGGUGUGGAUGCCUCCCCUCUGCACAGGGCGCUGCCUCUGUGCCCGCCUGCCCCACCCCUCCCCCGCCCCUCAGCAAAGACUGAAACCAGCUGGCCUUGCAGACGACUCUUCUCUCCUCCGAGGAGGGGGAGUCGUCUCUGACACCUACAGGGAGCUCUUCCUUCUCUGGAGGAAGCGGAGAGCUCCUUUCCUCUCAGGGGCUUCCCUAGAGCUGGCGCCACUGCCAACAGAGCCUUUGUUAACGCCCCAGGCUCUGCGCUGCCUUCCAGGAAUCAAGGGUCUCAUCGAGGCGUCUUGCUUCUACUAACGUGCACACGUAGCAGGAAGACUGUCGGACGUGGUCUUCUCUGGGUGAAACUGCAGAGGCUGUGAAUGUUGGCGUGAGCUGGUCAGUCUUACACUCAGUUAACUUGUCCAGUUACUCUGUCCAGGUGUCUUUCACUGUGUUUAAAAAUACAUUGCAUUCCAAACUGGUCCCCGCUGUGUAUUACUCUACUGAAAAGUGUCUGGCGUGUUGAGGACUCUUCCUAGCAUUUAAAAGAGAGAAAGCUUCCUCUGUCAGUGGCACCAGAACGUUCCUGUGGGUGAGCAGCCAUCCCGGCCCACCCCCAGGCCACGCUGUUCCCGGGCCUGCGUCCCUGGUGAGUGUCUCGCUCUCCCUCACCCAGCAGAUAAACAGGCAGAUGCUGACCCAGAAGGGAAGGGAGGGGAAACCUGCUUCUGAGUCAUCCGUGUUACCAUGGGGCUUUAAUGAGGGGACAACAUGAAAUCCUCUCUCUCUGGGCGCCCAGGGCUUCCUGUCGAUGUUUGCUGGGGUUUCGGCUCUCUUUUUGGCUGGAGAAAAGUUGCUUUUUCUGUACUGCUUCCUGUGGCUCUUCAUAAACUGAAAGGACGUGCCCCGGGAUCGGGGCCAACGAUUGAGGUUUACAGGAAAAGAACAUUCUGGAUGGGCUGUGUCGGGGCUGCCGGGACCCCGCCGUCACUGCCUGGAGGGUGCCACCCGCCUGGGCGCGCUCCCCGUGGCUCUGGCGUGGCCGGUGGAGCUGCCUGUCUGCGAGGGCACCGGGGCAGCUCGGGCAGCCAGUGCUGUUUGUGCUUUAAACCGUCGGGUGCCGAUGCACACGGAAGCGUGUUCAUAUUGAGAGGCCGUGACUGUGCUGAGCGGAGCGGGAAGCGGUGGGGACGGCCCAGAACCGGCCCGCGCUCUCCCUCCUCACGGUGAGCUGAGCGGGCCCCCAGUGCCACGAUCCGUCGGCAGCAGAGACCAAGAUCGCUCUUCGCAAGGUCAACUGAAACCAUUGACAGCCUUUCUACACAUAGAUGACAGUCACUUUUCUCUCCAAAACCUUAGGCGUUGUUAUUUUUUUACUUUAAUUUCGCUGUUACCCUUGAUGAUUGUCUUUUUUUAUCGGGCUGUUGGAGAAGCGGGAGAUAGUUGUGCCUCAUCUGUUAUUGCAAAAAUGUAACAAUAAACUUCCUCAAACUAA